Molecule: messenger RNA, 933 nt
Organism: Drosophila rhopaloa
Lineage: Eukaryota; Metazoa; Arthropoda; Insecta; Diptera; Drosophilidae
Gene: Naa40
Product: N-alpha-acetyltransferase 40
Exons: 2
Coding region: 281-889 (202 amino acids)
Cellular component (GO): nucleus
Molecular function (GO): protein N-terminal-serine acetyltransferase activity; histone H4 acetyltransferase activity; histone H2A acetyltransferase activity
Source: RefSeq, a predicted model, not a curated record
ACAGGGAUAAAACUUUUAACACAACAGCUAACUAAAAUUCAAGGUUUCAGCAAUUUGAUUGUUCAAAGAAGACUUAAAAUUAAUAAAAAAUAAGAAAAGGGGAGAAAAUUGUUAUUCUCAGCUCUCUAAUAAAAGAAAAAUCGCAGAAAAACCUAGAACAUCUAUAGUGCCAUAGAAUUUUUGCAGCUCUAUCGCUUUUUUGCUUAGGCGGUUUUGCCAUCACUAAUUUGCGCGCUUCAAUCUGUCUGAUUUUUAUUUUGCUAAAUAAAUUAAUGAAAUAAUGUCAAAUAAAGACGAACUUAGUCAAGGAGCCAAGCAGAGAUUUGUGGAGACGGCUGCCAGAGCCAAAAAUCCAGCAGAAUCUCUAAGCUAUCAAAGUUACAAGGCUCCCAGCGGAGAAGAAUUCAAACUGAUUUGCCGAACAAAGGCGGAUGCGGAUUCCAAGUUACUAAAAUGGGCAUUUAAACUUGCUGAAAUUAACGUUGGACCCUACUACAAACAACUCAAGAUGGGCUGGCAGCCGAAGAUUAAAUCCGCAGAGUUAAACAAAAACUGGGCUCGCUAUUUGGUGGCCCAAAAUGAGAAGAAGGAGAAUGUGGCCUACGCCAUGUUUCGGUUUGAUAUGGAUCACGGCGAUAGUGUUUUAUAUUGCUACGAAAUGCAAGUGGCAGAGGAGUACCGAAGAAAAGGCCUGGGAAAAUUCAUCAUGAGCAUUUUGGAAGAUUGCGCCCGCCUUUGGCGCCUAGAAAAGGUCAUGCUGACCGUCCUGAACAACAACGAACCGUCCAUUUCCUUCUUCAACCAACUGGGCUACGUCAAGGAUGAGAUCUCCCCGGAUGUACUGGAACAAGCCGACUAUCAAAUUCUCAGCAAAUCCAUGCUGAGUUGAGUGUUUAUUGGAGUUCAGAGAUUAUAGACAACUAGUAAAUAGUA